Molecule: messenger RNA, 1878 nt
Organism: Stylonychia lemnae
Lineage: Eukaryota; Ciliophora; Spirotrichea; Sporadotrichida; Oxytrichidae
Source: the annotation of a GenBank genome assembly
AUGCUAGGUACUAAUAAUAUCACAUAAUCCAAAGCUUAACAUGCCCUAAUCACACAAAACUCUGGUCAUAGCCUUUAAAGCCAUAACUAGACCUAUUAAUUCCAGGUUUAGCAAUAGCAGAGUCAAUAGUAGUUGCUAAAUAAUGGUCAGAGUGUCUGGUCAGCGAUGAAAUAAGAUCUAUUUAUUCAGAAUUGGAGUAUGAAUAAUGUCUGCAAUAACUAACAUGAUCUUAAUACCGCAACUUAGAACUAUAGAUAAUAAUAACAAUACCAAGAGCAAAGCAAGCAACUCAACGUCUAGUAGUCGCAUGUAUAGAGAAAGUCAUUUUUCUAACAGAGACAGGAGCCCCAAGGUUUUUCAAAUAAGCAGGUUGGUAGUUGUGCAUCUGCAACUACUUAACUUAUUCAUACAAACUUGAUCCCUGCUUACAAUUCAAACCUCAAUUACUACACAUCGUAAAUUCUUAGCCCCUUAGACAAUUAUAGUCACUAGAAUAUCCCUUCAUAUCUCGAUAGCAAGAAGGGUGAUUAGAGGCAUCAACAUCACUAGAGCAAUAACUUUAGCAAUUAGAAUAGAAAGAAUAGUGGAAUUAACAAUCGCUAACAGUCAUCUCACAAGCCAACAGGAACAUUACUGAAAGAAAAUACUUAAAAUCAGUGGUCCUAAUCUAAACUAAUCACUGAAGUUCCUGUAAAUAAAAGCUAGUAACAAAAUCAUAACCCAUGGGUUAAUAAUAGCAUGACCUACCAAGUUGCAUCAAGACCUAAGAACUAGAAUCAGUAAUCGCAAUCGCACUAGAUCUAGGAGUAAAAUAAGGAAACAUUAUCUGAUAUUCCUAAAUCCUAAUUGAUUGAAGAGAAAUAACAACAAACUAUUAUUUAAUAACAAUCUACUAUCAUUUCAUAACAAUAACCAACUGCCACUACCGCUUCAUCGAUGAUGAGAAAGAAGUAUGAAAUGUGUAAGAAUUUCAAGGAGAAGGGUGUCUGCAAAUAUGGUGAGAAGUGCUUAUUUGCUCAUGGUGAACAUGAACUCAGUAGAAGAGAGACUGAGGUUAAAAAGGUUGAGGUUGUUGAGAAAGAAAAUAUGACUGUUGAAGCCGUUGAAGAACUACCUAUCAAAAUAUCAACCCCGGCUAAGUAAUCAAAUACUGUAACCAUAACUCAGGAUUCAGCCAAAAAACCUGUUCAACUAAUGUCACCCACCUAAGUACUCAUUUCUUCUAUAAGUACUACCAAGAUUCAAAAGGCCCCUAGUCAAUAAAGUGUUUUCCCAGAAUUUUUAUGCUAACUACUCGGAAUUUAAGAAACUAAAGAGGGAAAGGGAAUCUAAAGAAAUCGUAAGAGAUUACCCAUUUUUGAAGACAUCACUAAGUCCAAUUCAGCCAAGAAGACUUAAAACUUCCAAUAGCACACAACAGAGUCAACUGAAGGAGAUGAUGAUGGAUAGAUGGACUAUUCAGAGUCAUGGAGGUUAAUGUGCUUGGAUGAAGAAAGUCAAUGUACUUUUUCUUGUAAAAAAUCUCCUUUAAAUUACUAAAAAGACGAGAUACAGAUAAAUAACGGCAUCUUUGUUAGUUGUUUCUCAAAUCAAAGCAACAAGAAUGAUGAUAUGAUUGAAAAUAUUUUUAGCUAGGAGUAGAAUUGUAAUGAAUUCUCGCUCUUCAGCAAUGACUUUUACUUAGGAACCUUUGGAGAUAUCAUUGAUAAGUCCUUUUGCCAUCAGUUAGUUGAUAUUCAACUUCCUUAAACUUCCAGCAAUAUCAUCGAGCUCAAUCAAGAGUCCUAAGGAAACGUCCCUCGUGACAUCUGGGCACAGGUAGAUUAGAUUAACUUUCUGAACGACUUUGAUCUUCAACCUGCCCUAUUGCUUCAGUGA